Molecule: messenger RNA, 915 nt
Organism: Cucurbita pepo subsp. pepo (vegetable marrow)
Lineage: Eukaryota; Viridiplantae; Streptophyta; Magnoliopsida; Cucurbitales; Cucurbitaceae
Biological process (GO): negative regulation of abscisic acid-activated signaling pathway
Source: RefSeq, a predicted model, not a curated record
AUGGCGGAAACUGGUAAGGAUGAUCAUAAUUCCCCUUCUGAAGCUUCUAGUAUCUCCGCCGCGUCCGACGGCGGAAGUGGCAGCCCGGUGACAAUGAAGAUGGAGAUGAUCGUUGCCGAGGAAAUCAAUGGUGGUGAUCGGCAGUCGCAGGAGUCGAACUCACGGCUGCUGUUGGAUCUUAAGCUUUCUAACAAUGAAGAGUCCGGCGAUGGCUCGCCGGAGAUUUUGAAUUCCAAGAGGAUAGUGUCGUCGCCGCCGCCAGCGGCGGCGGCGACGGUGGAUUCUUCUUCCUCUCAAGGUCAUGCAAAUGAAUUAUCCUCAAAUUCAAAAGCUAGGGUUUUUUCAUGCAACUUUUGUAAGAGGGAAUUUUCCACAUCCCAAGCCCUAGGUGGCCACCAAAAUGCACACAAGCAAGAACGAGCCAUGGCCAAGCGCCGCCAAGGAAUGGAACUCGGUAGCGGCGACAAUGUAGUCGGGCCACCGUACUUGACAUCAUACUAUAAUCCAUAUUCUGCCCUCUCGCCUCAUCCACUCUACGGAUCAUCGCUUGGAAAAUCACUUGGAAUACGAAUGGAUUCAAUGAUUCACAAACCAUCGUCGUACCGAUGGCUUGGGUCACCAGCGUUGCAGUUUCAUGGCAGAGUAGAUAGUGGUUGGGCUUCUCGACCAGUGAUUGUGACUAACAAUAACAAUAAUUCAAAAUUAUCGACAUUUGAAAGGCUGAAAAUGGAGGGAAUUCAAAUUCAUAAUGGUGGAUUUCGAUUAUCGACUGCAAUGAAUGCAGAAUCGAUACGACGAUUUGAUGAAGAUAGACCAAUUUCGAUACCGAAUUUGAAUCUUUCAGAGUCGCCCGUGUUAAAAAUGGAUCACCACGUAGAAGACAGCGAUGAAGUCGACUUAACUCUCAAGCUUUAA